Messenger RNA from Ylistrum balloti, 849 nucleotides. RefSeq lists its product as uncharacterized. The transcript has a single exon. NCBI's taxonomy places the organism in Eukaryota, Metazoa, Mollusca, Bivalvia, Pectinida, Pectinidae. The record is from RefSeq and is a predicted model, not a curated record. The coding region runs from base 1 to 849 and encodes 282 amino acids.
AUGGUUAGGCAAUGGAAGACCCUUCCAAUCCUGUUUGGCAUUACGCUUGGAUUUUUUGUGGCCUACAAAGUGACGCGUGUAUCAGAAAACAAAACAAGUUUCACCGAUUCAUAUAGAUAUCCUGUUAGAUAUUGUGAAACUAACCAAUCCUACGUGGAUUUUGGCAGCGAAAAUAUACUUACAUCCUAUCAAAAAGUGAAUGUUGAAAAGUGUAUGGAGACGUAUCAAGCGGAACAUGGAAGAGCUAUUAUGGAGGAGAGAAAGAAUAGGUCAAUUCGGUACACAAGUCAUUCCUACCUUAAUCGAAACAGUGUCAUUAUCGAAGCUGGUGGACAUCUUGGUGUUGACACAGACCAAUUUAAUAAUCGAUACCAUCCCAGUUUAUAUAUUGUUUUAGAACCAGUUCCCAAAUUUUAUAAUGCGUUAUUGGAAAAAUUUAAAUCGUCUCCAAACGUAAAUAUUAAUAACUUCGGAAUUGAUGUCAAUGAUGGUGUGUAUUAUAUCAAAGAGUCAAGAAAUGAUGCAGUUUCAAUAUUCGAAGCCGGUAAUCAGAAGGGUGAGAGAAUAGAGAUUAGAAAUGUUAAACAGUUCUUCGAGAAACUAUCAGUGCGGAGCGGUGAAGUGGACUUAAUCACUCUAAACUGUGAGGGCUGUGAAUACGCAGUACUGGACCUUCUCCUCUCUACUGACUACAUACGUCACUUCCGGAAUAUCCAAUUCCAGCCUCAUAGGAUCUCAGGAAUAUGCUAUCCUGUCAAACGUUUCUGUUGGUACCAGGAACUUCUGAAAAAAACACACAAACUUUCAUUCCAAUUUAAAUUUGUAUGGGAGAGUUGGACGAGAAUAUAA